AUGACCGGGGCUCUGCUGUAUACCGUGGCCAUGUUGUUAAUUGAGUACUACCAGUACAACACGGUGACAACGACCGACGUGAAGAUCACUGAAUGGGCCACUUUCCCCUCCGUCACCUUGUGCAACACUUGUCCCUUCAAGAAUGUGGACGCCAGAAGCGACACAGCUAUUUUUAAGUUGGCAGCUAGUGUCUCAGACCUGAAAUCUAGCGCCUUCCAGGUCAACAACUCAGACCCUGAGAUGGAAGCUCUGAUGGCCACGGACAUCCUGGACCUACAAUACAAGUAUGUCUACACGGCCGAGGACCUGUUCUUGCGGGCCCAGUACGAGAGGAAAGACAUCAACAUAUCAGACGCAUUUGAGGUGAUCGAGACUUCGAUGGGUCGCUGCUUCACGUUCAACGGUCCGGAAUACAUCUUCAAAAACGGACCAAGAGUGGCCACCCAGGACGGGCGAGAGUCCGGACUUCGAGUUUAUGCCCGCCUCAAUCAGGACAAGUAUUUUAUAUUUCGUGAUUUGACUGCGGGGAUACGAUACACAUUCCAGCCGGCGCCUUACAGAUCGUAUGGCGAUGACUAUUGUGAAGUCACCGAGACUAAAGAUCUGCGUCACAAAAUGGUCAACGCUUCGUUUUACAGUUACAACAGUUGCCUAGAACAGUGCCUUAGUUACAGAGCCUCGCUCAAUUGUUCCUGUUACACCCAUUUAUUCCUGAAACCUGAGAGCUGCGACUGCCCUCGUCCUUGCUCGUUCACCUUGUUCGACACCACCAUGUCAGCCUCUCAGAUGCCGUCCAGUGUCUCGGCCGAGUACCUGCGGGAGGUGGCCAACGCUACCAGUACGCCAGAUCUCAGGGAGGACUACUUGGAGAUUCGGGUCUUCCUGGAGACGAUGAUGUUCAAACACGAAAAACAUGAUCCUCACUUUUCUUGGAGGACAGAUGGGUUUCUUUGUGGGAGCAAGCCUGAUCACGCUAGCCGAACUGCUGGAAGCCAUUGUCCUGUCCGUAUUCGUCUUUAUCCACAAGCUACUGAGAAUGGGCCAGGUUUCUUCCACUUCUCAAGUCAAACCGACGAAAUCUUAACUCUAAUGGUGGAUACAGACCACUUUAUUCAUUCCACCUCAAUUCAUCAAAUGUCGAUUAGUUACUGA
Candidula unifasciata is the source of this 1152-nucleotide messenger RNA. The record is from the annotation of a GenBank genome assembly. NCBI's taxonomy places the organism in Eukaryota, Metazoa, Mollusca, Gastropoda, Stylommatophora, Geomitridae.